This is a messenger RNA of Dendroctonus ponderosae (mountain pine beetle), 5686 nucleotides long. RefSeq lists its product as uncharacterized. Bases 194 to 4657 code for a protein of 1487 amino acids. The record is from RefSeq and is a predicted model, not a curated record. NCBI's taxonomy places the organism in Eukaryota, Metazoa, Arthropoda, Insecta, Coleoptera, Curculionidae. The transcript is spliced from 13 exons.
UGUUAACCUAAGUCGUUGAUGUAAACUCAGACUUAUGUUGGUAGACCUACCUAGAAUAGGCGUUUAGUAUGUAGAAGCGCCAUUUUAACAUUAACCUUUAUGCUAAGUGUAUAUUUUCUGACAAAAUGCUUUGGAAAGAGUACCUAAAGUGGUUUUCUUGAAGAACUCAAUUUCAGAGGGCCAAGGUCUUGCAAUGGCCAAUUUCUCAGAAGCUCCAGUUCCAAAUCAACAGAAACCUGCAACAAAUUGUGAAGGAACUCAAGAACAAAUUCAGUACAGUUCAGAAAGUGAUGCACUAGUCAUUGACGAAGGGCUGCCCAAAAGGAAGAAAAAUCGAAACAGAAAGCAAAACAAAAAGAACAAGGUUAGUGAUGAAGUAAAGUCGGAAGAAAACACUGAAGAUUCGAUUUCAAACCAAGCAGUACAGCCUGAUGAAAUACUCAAAGAAGAGCUGAAAAAUCCAUUUUUUAACGAGUCCCUUUUCGAACUUUCACAAACACACAGAACAAUCAGAAAGCCCAAGCUAAAAGAGUAUGCUCAAUAUUUGGGUUUGCAACCAGCUGUGCAAUUUAAGUGUCCCAAAUGUGGCAAGUCUGGAUUCGAAUCAUUGUCGACACUACAGGAUCAUUUUUUACAGCAAUGCAGCCCUCUUCAGCCAUUGGACAAACCUGGAAAUAAGCAAGUGUCUGGAUUUAAGCUUACCAGGAGAGUGUUUUUAUGUUCAGCAUGCGGCACUUACUAUGAAAACUGGAAUUUGUAUAUGCAUAUGUUGGAAUAUCAUAGGCGAUUUAUCUGUUUGUAUUGCUUGGGAAUGUUUUCCAGUCUUGAGCCUUUAUGCCAGCACAUUCACUCUCGACAUAAAUUUAAACCGGCUGUUAGAAACACUCCUGAAGAGUUUUAUACUGCAUAUAGAGAACCGUGCUACCUCGUUUGCUGUGAGUGUCACCAACAGUUUACGGAGCGUGAUAACUUUUUUUACCACAGCUGCAUUAAGCCAGUUAAGGCUAAAUCUAAACAUAGCAUUGCUCCCGAAAAUCACGUAACUGGUGAUUUCAGUGAAAUACCUACUGAAUCAGGUGAAGAAGGUGAAAAAACACCAGCAGAACCCGAUAAACAAAUUUCUAACAAUCCAGAUAUGUCUAAACAUUCUGAGAGUGACAGUAGUGAAUGUGAAGAUAAAAUAGAAAAUGUAGAAGGUGUAAAGUCCCCUUCGACGUUCACCAUGCAUCAAUCGCAGCACGAAAACAUUCAACCUGCUCAGCCCACGGACGCAAUAAGGCCUGAACCCCUUGACGAAGACUUGCAAACCUGCUUGGAAAAUACAGACAUUCAAUGUGAAACACGGAAAGUUCCAAAACUGUCCCUUAAAUUGCCAAAACCUGUUGAAUAUCUGAAUGCUGAAGAUAGUGAUGAUAGUGACAAAUUCGAUAAGGAUAUUGAUAAUGUAGAGACUGAAAAUGAACAGGAGGAUCUUGGAGCAGCUGAAGAACCAGAACAAGACCUCGAUGAACAGGACAACUCGGCGCUUGAAGUAAAAGCCGUGUGUGCAGAAUAUCCCAUAGCUGGUUCUGAGGUCACAGUUAUAGAAAUUCAAUUGGACCAACCUUUAGAUAAAAUGAACAUAGUAAACUUGUUGCAAAAAUGCUUGAGAGCGACGGUAUCUUCAUGUAUUUAUUGCAAUCACUCAAGACGAAUAGCAGUGAAUGGUAGACAACUUGCACUUCAUGCAAUGGCUGAACACCGCUAUUCUGCAAUAAACAAAAGCAUCACAGAGGAAGAGUUAAUACCAGACAGUUUCAAUAUACGAAUUCGAGAGUGCUUGGGAGAACUGGAAAGUACUUUUUUCAAUUUGGAUUCCGGAGUUUCAAACGAAGCUGUAACAUUUUCCCAUAUGUUUGAAUGCUUUCAAUGCCAUUAUAGUACCAGCGUGCACAAAGAACUGUACCUCCACAACCGCAAAUAUCAUUCCAAGAACCGGUUGUUGUGCAUAAUGUGUAAAUGUAACUUUUACAGUUACAGUGAGUUAAUAUGCCAUUUAUGUCCAGGUGUAUACAUUUUGGACUAUGAUAUGCAAUAUCGCUGUUGCUUGUGCAUUAACGAUGAUCUACCAUCAGCGUUUCGUCUGAUGGUUCAUUUAAGAAAACGACACAAUAUCUGUGAUGUGUGUUUGGAAUUAUGUCAUAGUCAGUACAAACUAUCGAAUCAUGUGUGGAAGCACAAAUUGCAUCACUUUUGCUAUAGAUGUGCAAUUGCUUAUAGAAAUAAAGCGGAUAUUACGAGGCAUUUGUUCUGGAAACAUGGUACAGAGAGCGUUUGCUGUAAAAAAUGCCUACAGAAGAAAUGGCCUCACGUGUAUCAUUUUUGCGUUCCGCCAGCUUUUUUCGUAUGUGAGGAUUGCAAUCUAGCUCUCACCAAAGCGGUAUCAUUAAAGGUUCACAAAAGGUUACACACUGAUGAGAAGAAACAUGCAUGCCAAUGGGAGAACUGCACGGAAUGUUUUAUUUCGAAGAAAAUAAUGUUGAAACACUUUAAAUGGCACACCGAUCCACCUGAAGAGACUAAAGUUAAGGAGAUCAACAACGAGCCCUGCCAGGAAGUCGAAGAAAGCGGAGAAAAUGUACCACAGGAGGAGGUGCCUAAUCCUGAAGACGAAUCCAAACCAGUUAGGCCUAAAGUUGAUGUGUACGAUCUUCCGGCGCUCAAUUUAUCGGAAAGUGAUUCGAGCGAUUCUGAAAAUGAUGACCAGAAGUCAAGAAAAAAAGAAGACCCAAAAAUUAAUUGUGAAGAAUCUGCCUGCCAAGAUGCUGCGGAAGUACAAAGCAGAAUUGAUGAUUCUGCAGAAGUGCAAAGCAGAAUUGACGAUUCUACGCAAGAGCAAAGCAGAAUUGACGAAACUGUGUGCGAAAUUGUAGAACAGCAACCAAAGGACGACAUGUCAUCCACUGUAAUGCAAGAUAUUUGGGACAAUUUCAAAAAUUAUCAAGCAAAUAAGGAGAAAAUGGACCAUAUUCUCAUUGGAGAACCCGACAGUAAAGUGAAUCAGCCAUACGUACCAGACAUUCCGAUUCCUAUAGUGGAAGAAGGGAUAUCUUCUCAAUUGGCCCUUCUAGACCACGAUUACUGUGCAGAUCCUGAAAGCACCCAACCUACUGACGCCAUAAUCGAAGUGAAGCCGUCAUUGGAUACAACAGAAAGCAUUGAUCACGACUACUGCUUCCAGACAGAAGAGGAAAAAGUCCCAGUCCAACCAGAGCCUCUGCCAGAAGACGAAAGUAAAACCAAUAAAAAACCAAAUUCAUCAAGCUCAUCGAGUAGUGACAGCGACUCAAGCUGCGCUUGCGGUUCAAGUUGCUCUUGUUCAGACAGUAGUAGUUCUAGUUCGAGUUCGGAUAGCUCAAAUUCUGACAGUUCAACUGAAGAAGGGCGAAAACGGCAACAGCAGCGACGCCUGAAACGGAAGGAACGCAAUCAAUUAAAAAAAAUACAUCCACAACUAGAAACAGAGUUGAAAGUGGACGUAGUGACUGCUGAUCAACCAGUAGUUCCUAGUGUAGCAGAGAUUCGUGAAUCAGACUUGGAAACAACCGAAAGCGAAACAGAUGAAGAGUUUUAUGACCGUGAACCUCAAAAGUUUGCCAAGAAAAUCCUGGCAGAGAAACGCGCACAACUCUUAACAGAAAUGGGGUCCGACGUGAUACCUAACGGGUCCUUCUUCGAGAGUACUAGUCGACCACCUACGCCGCCCGCUGGGACCUUAGAAGAGGAAACAGCAAAUGUGCCAAAGAAGAAGAAGAAAAGUAAAAAGCGGAAGAAACGAAAAAGUGAGAAGAAAAUAACACGUGAGAAGCGUAGCUAUACGGCUACGAUUGUCGAUUCGGACUCUAUAGUACCAGUACCACCUGCUUCAAUACCGUACUAUCAGCAGUUCCAUCAGGUGGAAAACCAAGUAGCUCCGAUUACACUGUCCCUGUCUCGGAAUUCGCCUGUCAUCGUUUCUUCAAGCCCACCACAGUUUGACCCAUCCAUGGAUACGCAGUCAUCGUCCCGCCAAGAAACUGUUUUGUCAGACAGCAGUGUGCGUGCUUCCAAGCGUCGAAGAGUACCAAAUAAGUUUUACGGAUACUCUAGUGACGAAGAUGCGGAGAGGCCUUCUAGUAUGAAAAGACCCAAGAUGGAUAUAAAUCGGACUAUUCCAGCCCCUCAAUCUCCGAGGUUGGUUCCUCCAAUAACUAUCAAGACUGUCCCCUCUCCCUUGGCUUUACCAACGCGCCAGCCGAUGGUCGAACCAAUCACGCUAAGAUUGCCAAAACCUCACGUAACUCCAGGCGAGUUUAAACAUCGGGGCCGAGUACCGCCAAUUCGAUUGUUAACUACCCAGCCGCCCGUUCCGCCUUCCAAAGAGGAUAGCGCUUCUGAAUCAAAUGAUUCGGAUCAGGACGAGCUGGUUUCAAAGAGCGAGCCACCUAAACUACCUCAGCCCCAAUUAUAUUGUUAUUGCCGUUGUCCUUAUGAUGAAGUUUCAGAAAUGAUUGGUUGCGAUUCAAAUGAUUGCGAAAUCGAGUGGUUUCACUUCGAGUGCGUCGGAAUAAUGGUGCCGCCAAAGGGACAGUGGUUUUGCCCUGAUUGCCGCAAGAAAAAACAGCAACAACGUAGUUAAGUUUAGUUAAGAUGGUUAAGUUUCGAAUACCUCACAGGCAAUGUCUUUAUUGGGAAAGGAGAUAAUCUAAUCGUGAUUAGAUCGUGAUCAACAACUCAUUAAUGGGAAUAAUUAUAUAAUUUUGAGCAUGCCUAUCACUUGUUCUUAAUCACAACUUUGUGUAAAUACCUAAAUUGUGUACCUGUAUAUUAUUCUCUCAUUUAAUAUAGCGGUUUGAACUUGUUUACUAAUAGGCUGGUGCCAAGACGAUUUUUAAAUAGUGAAAAUACUAACUCUACAUAACUGGAAAACUAGUCGUCUGAUAAACUGCGAAAAAUUAUGCUCAUUCAACACAAAAAAGACACACUUUUACACAUUUUCAAGUAAAUUAAAUACUGAAAAAUUGGUUUUCGCCAUUUUGAAGGUUAAUUUGAGGUUAUGUCAAGUCUUAGAUACAACGCUUUAAUUUCUUUUAUAUUGUAUAUUGUAUAUUGUACAAGUUUACAGCUGAAUAUUUUCUGCUAGGAGGUGGUGUGUCGCCGCAAAUUGCAAAAACCCAUUUUCAACCCGUAACAUCCCCAUUUCCAGUGUUUUUAAAUUUGUGUUUUUCAUAAAUUUGGAACCUCAUCAACAUUUUCCACUUGGUUUUUUGGUCAAGCCUUUUUUUUGACAAAAAUUAUUUGCACUAGCCUAUCAUUGUUAGAUUUAAAUGUACAAUUUUAUUCAGUCAUGUUGCCAAAUUGAUGUAAAAAUAGUAUAAAUACUAUCUAUAUUGCAUAAUUUAGUAUUUGGCAUACUUAAGUAGAAUAAAGUUGAUAACAAAUUUCUGAUACUAGUUAAUAAAUGUAACACAAAUGUGCUUAAUUGUUUCUUAUUAAAUUAUGUAUAAGUUAUUUUUACCAUUUUAUUUUAGUUCUCAAAAACUGUGCUAUUACUACAUAAUAUGAUAGUGUGUAGAUAUGUCGUACCUAUAUGAUUUAUAAGUCUGACCUCGACUAAUGCUUGUACAGUUGGUGCAAAUAUACGGAAUAAAUUCGAUACACAAUUUAA